GCGGGCAGCGAGAGGCGCGCCGGCUGCGCGCACCCCGCACACGGCGCGCUGCCACCGAGGGAGGGAGGGAGCGAGCGAGCACCAUGUGCCGGCCAGCGCUCGCCCGGCUGCUGCUCCUCCAGCUGCUGCUGCUCAAGCUGCACCUCGGCAAAGGCGCCGUCAAGGAGUGCGAGGAGAACCAGUUCCAGUGCCGGAACGAGCGGUGCAUCCCCGCCAUCUGGAAAUGCGACGAGGACGACGACUGCUCGGAUAACAGCGACGAGGCGGAUUGCCCAAAGAAAACUUGUGCUGAGUCAGAUUUCACUUGUGACAACGGGCACUGCAUCCCAGCCAGGUGGAAAUGUGAUGGGGAAGAAGAAUGUCCCGACGGGUCAGAUGAAUCAGAAGCAGCAUGCACCAAACAAGUGUGUCCAUCUGAAAAAAUUAGCUGUGGAGACUUAAGCAACAAGUGCAUCCCGUUGUCCUGGAGAUGUGAUGGGCAGAAGGAUUGUGAAAGUGGAAUUGAUGAGGCUGGUUGCACUCCUGCUUGUUCUCCCAACGAGUUCCAGUGCAGUAACAAGUCGUGCAUCUCCAUCAUCUUCGUGUGUGACGGUGACAAUGACUGCGGGGACGGCAGCGAUGAAAGGAAGUGCUCCCCUCUGACCUGCAACCCCAACGAGUUCCAGUGCAACAACAGCGUGUGCAUCCCGGAGCUGUGGGUGUGCGACAACCAGCCCGACUGCGAGGAUCAGUCCGACGAGUCCAUGGAGAAGUGCGGCUACGACACCAAGGCCCUCAACACGUGCGCGGCCCACGAGUUCCAGUGCGGGAACGGCGAAUGCAUCCACCUCAACUGGAAGUGUGACGGUGACGAGGACUGCAAGGACAAGUCUGAUGAGCAGGACUGCCCUCUGGUGACCUGCCAGCCAGAUGAAUUUCAGUGUGGCAAUGGGACCUGUAUCCAUGGAGCAAAGCAGUGUGACAAGGUGCACGACUGUCCUGACAACAGUGACGAGGCUGGCUGUGUCCAAGAGUCAGCAUGUGAAAGUCCCAGCAAGUUUCAGUGUAAGAGUGGAGAGUGCAUUGACGGAGGCAAAGUGUGCGAUUCACAUAAAGACUGCAGGGACUGGUCUGACGAGCCUCUGAAAGAAUGUGGUGUCAAUGAAUGCUCGAUGAACAACGGUGGCUGCUCACACAUAUGCAAAGAUUUGAAGAUUGGUUACGAGUGCGAAUGCCCGCCUGGAUACAAGCUUCUGGAUAAAAAAACGUGUGGAGACAUAGAUGAAUGUGAGAAUCCAGACGCUUGUAGCCAGAUCUGCAUUAAUUACAAGGGAGACUACAAAUGUGAGUGCUACGAAGGAUACGAGAUGGACACCCUGUCCAAGAACUGCAAAGCUGUAGGCAAGAGCCCGUACCUGAUCUUCACCAAUCGCCACGAGGUCCGUAAAAUAGACCUGGUGAAAAGGGACUAUUCCCGUAUCAUUCCCAUGCUGAAGAACGUGGUGGCACUGGAUGUGGAGGUGUCAACAAACAGAAUAUAUUGGUGUGACUUGUUCUACCGAAAAAUCUACAGCGCCUACAUCGACAAAGCGAGCGACACGGCCGAGCAGGUGAUCCUGAUCGACAGCCAGCUCAACUCCCCCGAGGGACUGGCCAUUGACUGGGUCCAUAAGAACAUCUACUGGACAGACUCUGGAAACAAAACCAUCUCAGUGGCCACUGCAGAUGGAAGAAGGAGGAGGACACUUUUCAACAGUGACCUCAGUGAGCCCAGAGCCAUCGCUGUGGAUCCCACACAGAGGUUCAUGUAUUGGUCUGACUGGGGAGACAAAGCCAAGAUUGAGAAGGCCGGUCUGAACGGGGUGGGGCGGCAGGUGCUGGUCACCGACAACAUCGAGUGGCCAAACGGCAUCACACUUGAUUUGCUGAAUCAGCGUCUCUACUGGGUAGACUCCAAAUUGCAUUCACUGUCCUGCAUUGAUUUCAAUGGCAGCAACAGAAAAGUUCUGAUCUCCUCUGUGGAUGAUCUGAGCCAUCCUUUUGGCUUGGCAGUGUUUGAGGACAGAGUGUUCUGGACUGACCUGGAGAACGAAGCGAUCUUCAGUGCAAACAGGCUCAAUGGCUUGGACAUCUCCAUCCUGGCAGAGAAUCUCAAUAACCCUCAUGACAUCGUGGUGUUUCAUGAAUUAAAGCAGCCCAAAGCUCCAGAUUCCUGUGAGCUCAGCCCCCAGCCAAACGGAGGCUGUGACUACUUGUGUCUUCCUGCACCUCAGAUCUCUCCCCACUCCCCCAAGUACACGUGUGCUUGUCCUGACAAUAUGUGGCUGGGUCCUGACAUGAAAAAAUGCUACAAAGAUCUUCCAACCACUGCAACUCCUGUAGUGGUUUCCACAAGCACAGCGUCCCGUGCUGACGGCACCACGACCAUCGCCGCUGUACCUGGCAGUGCCAAUGACACCACUGAAGUCGUCCCCAAAGCUGUACCAGAAGCUACAAUCACCACCCCCAGUCUUCAUUUACCUUCCACCACAUCCAUCCUGAUAGAUUCUGAGAUGACCACUGGAAACAGCAAUUUAUCACAGCACUAUGCAAAUGAUGAUGAAGGCUUCGGUUCAACUGUGACAGCAGCUGUGAUUGGAAUUGUCAUUCCUGUGGUGGUCAUUGGCUUGCUGUGCAUGGGGGGAUACCUCAUCUGGAGAAACUGGAAACGGAAGAAUACUAAAAGCAUGAAUUUUGAUAAUCCAGUUUAUAGGAAGACAACAGAAGAGGAAGAUGAAGACGAAAUCCACAUUGGGCGAACUGCCCAAAUUGGACACGUGUACCCAGCACGUGUAGCAUUAAGCUUAGAAGAUGAUGGAUUGCCAUGAGGAUGAAGAUGCUGCUCCCAUCAUCUGAACACUGAACAAAUUUGCUUUGGACCACAGAACCUGCUUCCUCUUUUUGAUCGUUAUUUAUGUUGCAGAAGGGUAACCACAAAGUUAUAAUGAACUGCAAACAUCCAAAGGAUGUGAGAGUUUUGUAUGUAUAAUCUUUUAUACACAUUUUAACUUGUUGCACUACCCAUUUGUGAUAGUGAAUAAGCAACAGCUGAGCUACUAACUCAAUGUACAUAACCAGCCAGGCUGAAGGUUCAGUAGCUAUUGCUUUAUUUUAAGACUAUAUUUAUAGAUAUUUUGUAAAUAUGUUGAAUAUGCUUUGUGGCUAUCCAUCAACAUAAGUAAAAUAAAUUCUGUACAGGCAGUUUAGAAAUAUUUAUUAACAAAAUCUGGAUUAUAAACUCUGUUCUGUAAAUAUAGUAGAGGGGUGAGAGUAUUUAUUUUUUGUAUGUUUGGCUUGCUGUGCAUAGAUUAUCUGUGUAUAUAUCUAUCUGAAGAAGAUAGAUAUAUAGGCAUAUAAAUAUAUACAUAUAUAUAAAAAUAUAUACAUAUAUUUUAAAACUACUAGCCUACAUUUAUGAAAAUUAGGGAUAAUUGAAUUUUUACAGGAUGUUUGAGAAGUUUGCUUUGAAAUCUAAAGACACUAUGUAAGAAAGAGCUGUAGUGUAAGAUAGCUGACCAGUGAAGCACUCCAUAACAAACAGCUCCUGAUUCCCAUCCUGGCUCUUAAGGGCUGCUUUUACAUUUUCCAGUCUAUCCAUGAAGAAUCCAUGCAGUGCAUUUAACUGGAGAGCUAUUGCCUACAGCAUUUCAGCCAGGAGAAACUCCUACAGCACCCAGGGUUUUUGUGUUGUAUCGUUGCUUUUUUACAGCUUGGUUUUUGUUCAUUUGUUUCUAAAUGUAAAUCUAAAUGUUUUCCAACACUCCCAAGUGAGUGCUUGCCCUGGUUUUUCAGGAAAAAAACAAACAAGUCACUUCCUUACUUCCUUGCAUUUGUCCCCUGCUCAUGCUGACAAAAAAUUGAAGUUUAGGAGCUGCUGUGGCAGGCGCAGAACUCUUCCACAGUCCUGCCCCUGGCAAGCUGCCCACGGCAGGGCUCCAGCAGCACAGCACAAUGGGCAAGGAAGCCAGAGCAGGUUAAAAAUACCCAGCCUUUCCAGUGUCUGUGGCUGGGACAUCCUGCACCUGGCAGGAAAAACACUUUGUUUUUCUUAUCUUGUUCUCCUGGGAAUUCUGUGGGAAGUGAGCACACUUUCCUCCCACUGCAUAAUGGCCUGGUACCUCCCUGAACUGUACCAAAUCCCAGAGAAAUCUUCCUCAUGUUUUUAUGUCAGUCCAAGCUUUUGUAUUUGAGUAGAAGAAACUCAGGCUGAGUAGGUUUGGAUUUUUUUUCCUUUUGUUUUCCUUUAUUUUAGAAUCAAUUUACAGAGUAAUGUGAGCUGGAAGCUGAUUCUUGACUAAGAGAAGGAAAAAAUUAUGUAAAGCCCUGGUAUGCAUUACAGACAUUAUACAUACUCUCAAAUGCCUCAUGGCCUGCACAGUCAACACAGAAUUAAUCAAGCAUCCUUCUAGUCUAAAUUUUAGAUUUUAAGGCAGUGACAAAAUGAAAUAUCCCAUUAUUGUUUUAAGGUAUGAAGCUCUUUCUACAAAUCCAUGCACUGUGUGCAUGAAGAAAAAAGCUGAGAAAGGCUGUAUGUGAUAACACUGUAACUAACAGACGAAUGUAAAUAUAUAUGAAAGUUCUACAGUUUUGAUACUUUUUUAAGAACACACAAACCAGCCUGUACAAACCAUGUGUAAAAGGCUGCAGGUUUUUUCAAACCAUUGUAAAUGAACUCAACAUGCAGUGCUGAUUUCAACCUUUACAGAUUUAUAACUACUGAGAAUCAAACACCAAAUUUGUUUUUUAAGAAAUUAAUUAUUUUAAAUAAUGGUUCAGAUUGGUAGGGUGAUAUUUAACAUCGUAAUCAUUUCUGCUCUGUCUUGUCAUACUGAAGUUCUGUUAGAGUAAGUUCUUGCUUGGUGCCUUUUGUGUUUCAGUUCUUACCUUCCAGACAAAAGGCCCAGGGAGGGGCGGGGGGCUCUGUGUAACACUUGCUGUACUGGAAACCAAAUGAUCACGUUUGUAAAACAGUGCACUGUUUCUAUAGAAAGAUUAAAUUUUUUUAUCUGGGAUUACUGAACUGAUUUCUUCAUGGUGUCUGAAACGGGACUGUAUCAUACUUUGGUCUGACUUUUCCCUAAUUCUUUAUUGCCCAAAUCCAGAGUGGGAUGUGGGAGCAGUGCUGCGUAAGGAUGGUGCAAUAUUCAAAACAGAGCGCUUUGUUCUGAAUUGUCUUUUUCUGCCACGUUGGUCAUCUGAAAAUCACAUGGAAAACAGCACCAGUUUCAUUUCCUCGAGCUGAAUAAUUCCAUCAGUGAUGCAGCCAAGUAAAACUUCCUGUUUUUUGUCGUACACCAGUCCUUACCCAGCGUGAGAAAAUGUCCCAGACCUGAACAGUGCUCACUACACAACUGGUGGGGUUUUUAACCUGAACUGCCACAUGCUGGACUAUUCAACAGCUAAUUGUGAAUGACUCAGUUUCUUCCACAAGCUUUUGGUAAAAUAUCUACAGAAGCUGCAAAACUCCUUAGAGCCACACUUACACCCUCCUCUUGAAAAAAAAAGACAGAAAUACUGCUAUUUCUGGAAUCUCAAGAGGCAGGCUCAACUUCUUUUCUUUUAACCAUACAAACAUUCCCUUUCAUGGAAAUGAAGCCAGAAGAAGGCUCUGAAAGUAUCACAAGAGUUUUGGCUGGACACAUAAGUGACUCAGCACUAACACACUGUUAGCUUGCUCUCUCUUCCCUGUCUCUUGAAAAAAAGGGAAAUCCUGGAUAAUACAACACAAUACAACCUUUCCCCAUCCCAUGUUGUUCAAAGUCCUUGGAAGCAGUGCAAUUACUGAAAUUCUCUUUCAGUCAAGUCUUGGUCCCAAAGGAAGCAGCCAAGCAAGUAAAACUUUUCAGGCAAAGAAUUAUUACCAAACUAAUAUGGACUGAUGUACUGGUAAAUAUCAGUGGUUUUGUUUUCUAUCCAAUUGGAAAUAGGUUUUUCUUACUUCAAAAGAUUCUUCCUUUUCACUGAACUAUUUUGGCAAACUAAUAUGGUAACAAAGAGAAAAAGUGAAACAACAAAAUUCUCUCCAGGUCUAAACAGCAAGGACAGCACAAAAAACUGAAAGACCCUCAUAAGAGAGUCCCAAACCUACCUGGGCACUAAGAUGUGUGCUAGCUUUGCAUUAAUUAAUAUUUAAUAAAAAAGAAAAAACUGCCUACAGAAAUUAUUUUUUUCUGAAAAAAGCUACUCAGAGCUUCUUUUGUGCCUAGAAAAAACUAAUAGCUAAUUUUAAGAAUUGACAACUGAUUAAACUAUUUAGAAGUUAGAUUUGUCUCUGUGAGAUCUAUAUUUUAAAAACAAAUAAGUCUAAUGUGAAAAAAGACGUUCAGUGCUGUGGUAAAUUUUAAAAGGUUUAAUAAAAAAGACAGUAGGAGACAGACAAUAAAGCAGAGGGUUAAAACGGCUGGGUGCUUGGCACUCUGCCAAGAGCACCCCUGCUGUUUUGGAAACAUCCUUUACAUUCCAUUUCUAUUCCAUCAACUUGAUGCUUAUUCACAGACUUUAUGCAUAUUCAAACUUUUCUAUUAAAUAAUUUAUAUUUUCCAGGCGCUGUUUAGCACGGCCACUUCCUGGGUCACCUUUUUAAAGCAUGUGUGUUUCUUGGCUUGUGGUUUUAAUCCUCUUCUUACCGCCUUUUAAUUUGAGCUUGGCUCCUCCUUUCCACAGCCAGUGAGUGUUGAUAAUCAGCAGGGUCCCCAUCAUCUGUUCACUGAAUGUUAUCCUAACUAAGCAGGCAGUUCAAACGUACCAUAUCGACUAUUACAGCAAAGCCAUUUUAGCAUUAGACACAGGGCAUUCAUCUUAAUACUUUCCAAAAGCCGGUAUUAUACUAUGUAUGUGUAACGCUAAGAAAGCUUUCUUCUGGCUUCUGGCCUUGAACAGGUAACGGGGGCUGGCCUGGCGGGCCCGGGCGCUGCUGCGGCGCUCGCUCUUCUCGGGGAGCCCGUAGGGUUCUGUUCGGGAAGAGUGGCCGGGGAUCCUUCCCCGGAUCCUACCCAGCGGGGCCGAGCUCUUUUCGGGAGCCCGUAGGGUUCUGUUCGGGAGCAGUGGCCGGGGAUCCUUCCCCGGAUCAUUCCCAGCGGGGCCGAGCUCUUUUCGGGAGCCCGUAGGGUUCUGUUCGAGAGCAGUGGCCGGGGAUCCUUCCCCGGAUCCUUCCCAGCGGGGCCGAGCUCUUUUCGGGAGCCCGUAGGGUUCUGUUCGGGAGGGGUGGCCGGGGAUCCUCCCCCGGAUCAUUCCCAGCGGGGCCGAGCUCUUUCCGGCCGAGCCGUUUCCAGCAGCGCCGCCGCCGCUGCACUCGCCGGGAAGUGCCGGGCGGGGAGGAGAAGCCAUCGGCCUGGGCAGCUCCAGCGAGCCCUGCUUCUCCAGAAACCGAAACCACUGCAGGAUGCCUCCCAAAACAACUACCCUUUUUAAACUAUUUAUGCGUUAUUUGUGCAAAUUUAAAUUAAUCGGUAUUGGCCCCAGAAGGUGGCCUGGAUGCCUCGCAGUGCUGAAUGUGGAUUUCUCAUCCCAACUUCCAGAAGAACUCAACGAGCACCAGUCCAGGCCGAGUUCUGAGCUUUUACAGGAGGGCAAUAAUGCUAACCUAGAUCUGCACCAGCAAGCAGAAUGAGAAUUAACAUGCUUUA
Molecule: messenger RNA, 7643 nt
Organism: Poecile atricapillus (Black-capped chickadee)
Lineage: Eukaryota; Metazoa; Chordata; Aves; Passeriformes; Paridae
Gene: LRP8
Product: LDL receptor related protein 8
Exons: 19
Coding region: 84-2846 (920 amino acids)
Molecular function (GO): protein binding; calcium ion binding
Source: RefSeq, a predicted model, not a curated record